Columba livia (rock pigeon) is the source of this 3740-nucleotide messenger RNA. It is a transcript of the gene ALDH18A1, whose product is annotated as aldehyde dehydrogenase 18 family member A1. The transcript is spliced from 23 exons. Gene Ontology annotation, cellular component: mitochondrion; cytoplasm. The coding region runs from base 763 to 3165 and encodes 800 amino acids. NCBI's taxonomy places the organism in Eukaryota, Metazoa, Chordata, Aves, Columbiformes, Columbidae. Gene Ontology annotation, molecular function: glutamate 5-kinase activity; ATP binding; glutamate-5-semialdehyde dehydrogenase (NADP+) activity. The record is from RefSeq and is a predicted model, not a curated record.
GGGCCGGAAGCAGCGGGACGCGCCGCGCGGCACUUGUACAACCUUGAUGUGAGAGCUGUGGGGGAACUGGAACAGAACUGGGAUGCCAGCUCUGUCACCUUCGUCCUUGUGCGCUGGUGGAACCCGACGUGCUGCUGCUCAGCGCUGAAAACAGGUUGUAGAAGAAAGUAGCCGGAUUUGAUCCAGGCAAGAGCAGAGUGACGUGAGGAGGAGGGAGACGCUCGAAAGAUGCGAACUAACCCUGUCUGGAGGUUUCUUGUUGGGGAGUUAAAAACCAAGUCUUUGAAUGAAGACAAUGAAGAUCCACCUGCGUUUGUUGCAGUCGUGUCCAGGACUGAAGGUGGACUGUAGCACGUCUGUCUACGCAGAUUGUUAAUACCGUCGCGAUGGUUUCGUUUCGUGCUUCUUCUCCAAGCAUCUGAAAAAGAAAAGCAGUAUCUGCGGGGGUUGAGGAAAACCUGAUGCUUUUUAUUUGGAAGCACGGUUGAAAGAAGUGGUAUGUGCUAAAAAUUGGCCAGUUUAAAGCCAUUACCCCUUGUCCUGUCGCUACAUCUCCUUGUAAAAAGUCCCUCUCCAAUGAAAUUCUACAGUUAAAAUUAGACCCCCGCUCACCCGCUCUGCUCGCUCCCCCGGCUCGUCCCUGGAGGGAAGGACGAGGCUGCUCGCGGCUGUCUGGCGGAUCAGCAGGGGACAGCACAGCUUGAUCCAGCUGUGGGGUCUGCAGUGAGGGUGCAGCACCAGAUUUGCAGAAGACAUCUCAGAAUGUUGUGUCGUGCUGCUCUGAGCCCUGUUGUCCGUUCCCCUGGAUGGUGCUUUGUGUUACCGCCACAUGCCACUGCAGCCAUGCCCCGUUCAUAUCCCCCUCGCCACAACCAAAGAUUAAGGAAUGAACCCAUCCGGUUUUGGAGCAACAUCCCGUUUAUCACCGUGCCGCUCAGCCGUGCACAUGGGAAGCCGUUUGCGCACCGCAGCGAGCUGAAGCACGCGAAGCGGAUUGUGGUGAAGCUGGGCAGUGCUGUUGUGACGCGCGGGGACGAGUGUGGCCUGGCCCUUGGAAGGCUGGCAUCUAUUGUAGAGCAGGUGUCAAUGCUGCAGAAUCAGGGUCGAGAGAUGAUGAUUGUCACCAGUGGUGCUGUAGCUUUUGGAAAGCAGCGGUUACGUCAUGAGAUCUUGCUUUCUCAGAGUGUGAGGCAAGCGCUUCAUUCAGGGCAGAGUCAGCUGAAAGACAUGGCUAUUCCAGUCCUGGAGGCGCGGGCCUGUGCCGCAGCUGGGCAGAGUGGGCUCAUGGCGUUGUACGAGGCCAUGUUCACGCAGUACAGCAUCUGUGCAGCUCAGAUUUUAGUCACCAACCUGGAUUUCCAUGAUGAACAGAAGCGUCGGAACUUAAAUGGAACAUUGCAUGAGCUUUUAAGAAUGAAUAUUGUCCCUAUAAUUAACACUAAUGAUGCUGUUGUUCCACCUCCGGAGCCAAACAGUGAUCUACAGGGGGUGAUUAGUGUGAAGGAUAACGACAGUCUGGCAGCACGACUGGCUGUGGAAAUGAAAACUGAUCUCCUGAUUGUUCUCUCAGAUGUAGAAGGACUCUUUGACAGCCCUCCAGGAUCUGAUGAUGCAAAGCUCAUUGACAUAUUCUACCCAGGAGACCAGCAGUCUGUAACGUUUGGAACCAAAUCCCGGGUGGGAAUGGGAGGCAUGGAAGCCAAGGUGAAAGCAGCGCUGUGGGCCCUCCAAGGAGGCACCUCUGUAGUGAUUGCAAAUGGAACCCACCCAAAGAUCUCGGGUCAUGUCAUCACAGAUAUUGUGGAAGGGAAAAAAGUUGGAACUUUUUUUUCAGAGGUAAAACCUGCAGGUCCUACGGUGGAGCAGCAGGCUGAAAUGGCGCGAGCUGGUGGCAGGACGCUGGCAGCUCUGCAGCCGGAGCAGAGAGCCGAGAUUAUUUAUCGUCUUGCUGAUUUGCUAACUGACCAGAGAGAAGAAAUUCUCUUAGCAAACAAAAAGGAUUUAGAAGAGGCUGAAAAUAAAGGAAGACUGGCACUUCCUUUGUUGAAACGUCUAAGUUUGUCUACGUCAAAGCUGAACAGCUUGGCUAUUGGUCUGCGUCAGAUCGCAGCGUCCUCAAAGGACAGCGUGGGCCGAAUAAUUCGGCGAACGCGGAUAGCGAAAGACCUGGAUUUGGAGCAGGUCACAGUGCCGAUUGGUGUCCUUCUUGUGAUCUUUGAGUCCCGUCCUGACUGUCUUCCACAGGUGUCUGCUUUAGCCAUAGCCAGUGGAAAUGGCUUAUUACUUAAAGGAGGGAAAGAGGCAGCACAUAGCAAUCAAAUCCUUCAUCAUCUGGUACAAGAAGCACUCUCCACUCAUGGAGUCAAAGAUGCAGUGCAACUAGUGAACACAAGAGAGGAAGUAGAAGAUCUCUGCCGUUUGGAUAAGCUGAUAGAUCUAAUCAUUCCACGUGGUUCAUCACAGCUGGUCAGGGAUAUCCAGAAAGCUGCAAAGGGAAUCCCAGUAAUGGGACACAGCGAAGGGAUCUGCCAUGUGUAUGUGGACACGGAUGCCAGCGUUGAGAAGGUCACACGAAUAAUCAGAGACUCAAAGUGUGAAUACCCUGCUGCCUGUAAUGCUCUGGAAACUCUCUUAAUUCAUCGAGACUUGCUGAGAACCCCGUUGUUUGAUCAGAUCAUAGACAUGUUGAGAGUAGAACAGGUGAAGAUCCACGCUGGCCCGAAGUUUGCAUCGUACUUGACAUUCAGCCCUUCAGAAGUGAAAUCUCUCCGCACAGAAUAUGGAGACCUGGAGUGCUGCAUUGAGGUGGUGGACAGCGUCCAGGAGGCUGUUGAACAUAUCCACAAGUAUGGAAGUUCUCACACGGAUGUUAUCAUCACGGAGAAUGAGAAAAUGGCAGAGUUCUUCCUCCAGCAUGUGGACAGCGCUUGUGUUUUCUGGAAUGCCAGCACUCGGUUCUCUGACGGCUACAGAUUUGGACUUGGUGCUGAGGUGGGAAUUAGUACUUCUCGUAUCCACGCGCGGGGACCAGUGGGAAUUGAAGGACUCUUAACUACAAAGUGGUUGCUGAGGGGGGACAAUCAUGUUGUUUCUGACUUCUCAGAGCAUGGGACCAUGAAAUAUCUUCAUGAGAGCCUCCCUCUCCCUCAAAGAAACACCAGCUGAGAACAUCGGGGCGGGGGAACCCCCGGGGAUAAAUGUUCCCUGAGGAUGUUCAGGUUUCAGCACACUCUCUGGGGAGAAGUUUGGUUUUCAUCUUUAGGAACGUUGUUCUCAGUUGCUGUGCAGUAUAAUGAAUACAAAGUGAUCCCAUCUGUAAGGUUUGGGUUUUUUUCCUGCCUGUUUCCUUAGUGUCUGCAAAAUGACCUCCGUUUUUACAGGGGCAGACUUAUUCAAAACAUACAAGUAACUUAAGGAAAGAUUUAAAUAUCUGCUGCAUUUUUUUUAUCCCCACGCUCUCUAUAGCAAAUAUGCUUGGUGGUGGAGCAUAAUUUUUUUCCAAAGUAUUUGUUUUAUUCAAAUAUCUGUUCUAGAGAACAACCUUGAUAGUUGUUUUUUUCCCUCAGUGUUACGAUCGUGGCAGCUCUCAAAAGCCGGGAAGCUUUACACUUAGUGUCUGAUCACCCCGUGCAAGGGGAUAGAUGCUCCAAAUGCAGAGUCAGCUUUUGACCAAGAAACUUUUAUAUCCAGUUCUCUGUAUUGUUGACUGUUGUAGAUAAAUAACACAAUUCUCUACUACA